Rana temporaria (common frog) is the source of this 2121-nucleotide messenger RNA. RefSeq names its product zinc finger MYM-type protein 1-like. NCBI's taxonomy places the organism in Eukaryota, Metazoa, Chordata, Amphibia, Anura, Ranidae. Bases 1 to 2025 code for a protein of 674 amino acids. The transcript has a single exon. The record is from RefSeq and is a predicted model, not a curated record.
AUGUCUAGCAAAAAAACAAAGUUAUCAGGAUGUCAAUACAAGCAACGCCAAAAAAGAAAGGAAGAAGCUUUGAAAAAAAUUACUUCUUCUAUUACAAGCUUCUUACAGCCACAGUCUUCAUUAAGCAGUGGUCAAGAUUCCCUUUGCACUGAUGCAUCAAUAUCAAGCAAAGAGUUAAGGUCCAGUGUCAUAGACAUUUCACAUAGGGGAGAAGGAGAAAAAAAUAAACAAUUGGAAGAAUCAGAAUGUGAUAAUGAUCUGGUACCCGUGGAUCCCGAGUGUUGUACUGAGCCAAUAACAACUGGAGAUGUAACUUCAGGUUACAUUGUUUCAGUAGCAGAGCAUUUUGACAUUGAAGAGGAAGAUAUAUCUGAUGUUUCCUCUGAGUCAGACACUGAGUCUAUUGUACUUAUGGAUGAUGAAACUGAAAUGGAACUUGAAGAGCCAUCAACAGCAUCACAUGGAAUCUCAAGUGAUCCUGCUUUCUGGCCUGAAAAUAUAGAUGACCAACACAGAAUAACUUUGAUAAAAAUUGGUCCUGUUCAAGAAAAGGCUUUUACUUUUCCAAAAGAUGAUACCAACAGGAGCUUUUCUAUCUCUUACUACCAAAGAGUACUGGAUAAUGGAGAGAAGAUACCAAGAAAUUGGUUGAUCUAUUCUACAGCUAAUAAUUCGGUCCAGUGUUUUGCUUGCCGGAUAUUCAACAGUGACAAUAUGGCUUUGGCCUCAAAACAAGGCUUUAAUGAUUGGCAGCAUCUGACAAGACAUUUAAGCCGACAUGAAAAAAACACAAUCCAUAUCACAAAUUAUAAGAAAUGGAUGGAUCUUUCAAGAGCUCUGGAAAAGGGAACAACCAUUGAUCAUAUCAAUCAAAAGAUCAUUAAACAAGAAGAGAAACGCUGGUAUUCUGUCAUACAGCGAAUAAUCUACAUUAUCCAAUAUUUAGCAGGACAAAAUCUGGCGCUUCGUGGCUGUGAUGCCCGUUUGUUUCAAAACAAUAAUGGUAACUUCCUGAAAUUGGUUGAAAUGAUAGGGAAAUUUGAUCCCAUCAUAUCUGAACAUAUUCAGAGAAUUCAGUGCUCCAUUUCACAGCAUUCACAAAUGCCACAUUAUCUCGGUUACAAGAUUCAGAAUGAGAUAAUUGCCAUAGUUGGCACAAAAAUAAGAGAAAAAAUUAUACGAAGCCUAAAUGAGUCCAAAUAUUUCUCCAUUAUCCUGGAUUGUACUCCUGAUAUGAGCCACACUGAGCAGAUUAGUAUUGUUGUCCGAUUUUUUGUUCUAGAUCAAAGUGCAAAAAAAAUUGAAGUUCGAGAACACUUCCUUGAUUUUUGUCCAGUAAACAAUACAACAUCUGAAGGACUGACAUCCUUUUUACUGGCCUACCUAAAGAACAAUCACAUUGCAAUUGAGAAUAUGCGUGGCCAAGGCUAUGACAAUGGCGCAAACAUGAAAGGAAAACAUAAUGGUUUGCAGCAAAGAAUACUCAAUAUCAAUCCAAGAGCCUUUUUUGUGCCAUGCAGUGCACAUACUCUCAACUUGGUGGUGAAUGACGCUGCAAAGAUUUCAUUCCUGACAAUAGAUUUCUUUGGCAUUGUUCAAGAACUUUAUGUGUUCUUUGCCUCAUCCACCCAACGGUGGCAAGUACUCAAGGAGCACGUUACAAAUCUAACUUUAAAACCACUCUCCGAAACCAGAUGGGAAAGCAGAGUUGCAGCAAUUAAACCCUUGCGAUAUUUCCUACCUGAGGUAUUUGAUGCACUGUAUGACAUCUCAGAUGAUGACAACAGGGACAUUAACACUAAACAUCAAAAACACACAAACUCCUGCGCACAAGUGGGAUCCUUGAUGAUUGAUCAAAUGUCUACAUAUAGUUCUCUUUGGAUGUCAAGAAAGAACCGUAGUAUCAGAGGCCUUGCUGCCCUUCAUGGAUGGGGGAAUCCUGAUAGAAGACAAAAAAGGGAGAAAGAAAGGCGCACCAGCCUCGUGUACUACCGUUUGGCAAAUUUUAAUGAAAAAUUAGAAUGAUGAAAACUACUCAAACAAAGGAUGAUAAAAGGCUUGUCAAACAAAUUGGAAUACCCCUCAAACCACACUCCAGAAUGUAGAGGGGGGGUGGCGAGG